Molecule: messenger RNA, 818 nt
Organism: Alosa sapidissima (American shad)
Lineage: Eukaryota; Metazoa; Chordata; Actinopteri; Clupeiformes; Clupeidae
Gene: rcvrn3
Product: recoverin 3
Exons: 3
Coding region: 111-689 (192 amino acids)
Molecular function (GO): calcium ion binding
Source: RefSeq, a predicted model, not a curated record
GAGGCGCACUGCAGAUGCCUGUUGUCAGACAGGUCUUUUGAGAAUUUCUGUGGAGAGUCAAACACAGACGUCAGAAAUAUAGGCACCAACGAUCAGACUCAGACUAGGUCAUGGGUAAUGCAAAGAGCGGAGCUGUGUCCAAGGAGCUUCUGCUGGACCUGAAGCUUACCACCAAGUUCAGUGAGGCCGAGAUCACACAGUGGUACGAAAACUUCCAGAAGCAGUGUCCGAGCGGACGCAUCACACCGGCCGAGUUUGAGGCCAUUUACUCUCGAUUCUUCCCGGAGAGCGACGCCAAGAGCUACUCCCAGCAUGUCUUCCGCUCCUUCGAUACCAAUGACGACGGCACACUGGACUUCAGAGAGUACAUCGUGGCCCUACACAUGACCUCGUCUGGCAAGAUGACGCUGAAAUUGGAGUGGGCCUUCUCACUGUUUGACGUGGACAAGAAUGGAUUUCUCACUAAGUCAGAAGUCUGUGAGAUAUGCCAGGCAAUCUUCAAGCUGAUUCCCAAAGACAAAGUCGCAGAUCUCCCAAAUGAUGAAAACACUGCAGAAAAGAGGGCAGCCAAACUCUGGGGAUUCUUUAAAAAGGAUGAAAAGGACAGAGUUGCUGAGGGAGACUUUAUCGAUGGCGUAAUGGCGAAUGCUGAUGCGAUGCGGCUUAUUCAGUAUGAACCUAAUAAGUAAAGAGUCGAGACCUUUCCAUUCCCAAAUGCUAUUAUUGACACAAAUAGACUUGCAAGUGCUUGCAUAGUAUAGUAAGAUCUUAGUGUGAUUAUCGAAGAUCUCAUUGUAAAUACUGUAUAUAUUUCCAAA